This is a messenger RNA of Arabis nemorensis, 198 nucleotides long. The record is from the annotation of a GenBank genome assembly. NCBI's taxonomy places the organism in Eukaryota, Viridiplantae, Streptophyta, Magnoliopsida, Brassicales, Brassicaceae.
AUGUGUAUGAAAAGGAGAAGCCAAGAGGGAGGACUUCUUGACUUGGUUCCUGACAUAGGCAGACUAGAAAGACAGAGUAAAGCAGAAGCACAAGCUAGAAAGUUGAAAGAAAGAGAGGAUAUGGAACAUCCUCAAGUUGUACCACCAGUUGUAAACCUCAACAAUGCUAACCCUUUUCCACUGAGGGAGCAUGUUUAA